AUGCGCGCUCAUUUUAUAGCGAAGACCCUAGAGCAGUUGUCAGAAAGAACAUAUAGACAACUUCUGACUGAAACAUGGAAUGAUAUCAAGCCAGAAAAACAGCUUUACACGAAUCUGCUGGCUAAUCGAGUGAGAUAUCUGCUUGAAAAUGAAAAGCUUUCAAGUGUCGAACUAGCAGCGAUUGAACAGAGCAUAUGGCCACAGACAGCGCCACCAGCAGAAGAGCAAGAACAAGAGCUCAACCAACUGGAAGAACUGCAAGAAGAACAACAGGAAGAAGACCAGGACGACCCACAAACCAGAAAAAUGAAGCAAAUCUUCGGCCGAAAUACACUACUAUACAGUGGUAUAAAUCCUGAAGCUAGGCUAAAAAUUCCUAGGAUGAAGGGAUCGCGCAUCAUGUUGGAGAAGGUGAGGAUGGUAGAUGCAAUUAUUGAAUCUCACAUCACAAGCGCGACAACAUUGAGAGAUAUAGUGGACCUGGUAUACACGGGAGCGGCCACUGUAUGUGAGGAGAUGGGAAAGUGUCUAACGGAACCACACAGAAAACCAAAGAAAGAGCAGCCCCCAUGGAGAGCCCGCCUGGAAAGAAAAGUAUUAAAGAUUAGGAAAAACAUCGGAUUACUACAUACUUACCUGAACACCGAGGUCGUAUCCAACAAAGUCCAUAAGGCGGUCCGUAGGAUAGCCUCUGAGGUCCGUAUAAACCUUAAAGCUUCUGACUCCCGGAUGAAGCUUGAAACCCUCAAUGAUCACCUGAAACAAAAAAUAAAAGCUCUAGGUAACCGUAUAAAACGCUACACUGAAAGUAAAAUGAGGUACGAGAAUAAUCAGUUGUACUAUAAAAAUCAAAAGCAAUUCUUUAGAAACCUGGAAAACAACAACAAUAGUGAUAAGGAACCUCCCAAAACAGAGGACAUGUACACCUACUGGCAGGCAAUAUGGGGUAACAACAAGCAACACGACGAUACGGCUCGUUGGAUCAGGGAGUCGGAGGCUGAAAGCUCCAGCCGUGAUACCCGGGCGCACGCGCCAAGAGUACCUCCGUGA
This is a messenger RNA of Harmonia axyridis, 1050 nucleotides long. RefSeq lists its product as uncharacterized. NCBI's taxonomy places the organism in Eukaryota, Metazoa, Arthropoda, Insecta, Coleoptera, Coccinellidae. The transcript has 2 exons. The record is from RefSeq and is a predicted model, not a curated record. The coding region runs from base 1 to 1050 and encodes 349 amino acids.